AUUUAUUAUUUUUCGUUGGAAACGAAAGUAGAAGAAAAAUAUAUAAAUAAUAUAUCGUCUUUCACCAUUCUCAGCCACUCUCCUCCCUGGCGCGUGUGUGAUCCUCAAGAGACGGUUCACGUUCGCCGGCCCGUCACCACCACUUCGCUAACGUGCGCCGCUCUUCUUCUUCUUGUUCUUCUUCUUUCUCAACCUUCUUUUCUCUCAUAGUCCCCUUUUUACAGGAAGAUCCCUAAUUUUGCCCUAAUUGUAAACUCCAUUCAUUCCAAUCUCUACCUGGGCUUUCUAUAGAACAUGCGCAAUCUUCUGGUUCCGACAACCGCCAUGCCUCCGUCCUCAAUUCUCACCUCAUCGUCGUCAAUUUCCAAAUCCAAGACUUGUGCAAACCCUAGCCCUAGCAAUUCCCUUCUCUGUAAACACUCUCCAUCCGCAACCCUUGAUCUUCUUAUCCUCAUUCUCGUUCUGUUUUCCGGUACCUUUCUUGUAAAGUCAUAUUUCUCUUACAUUUUCAACUCUCUUUCGAUUCUCUUGUCGUAUUCGGCCCUGCAGCUUCCUCAAUUUCCAUUUCCGUUUAUUGUUGGGUUUUUGUUGUUUUUCUGUGUGAUUGUUGGUGUGUUUGAGAUUUGUUGUGGCGCUAGAUCGAGGAAAUGCGCGAAGCCGGGAUGUAAAGGGUUGAAGAAGGCUAUGGAGUUUGAUCUGCAAUUGCAAACGGAGGAGUGUGUGAAGGGUGGGUCCAAGGAGAUUGAUAAAUUGCCGUGGAAGGGAGGUAGUGAGGCUAACCCGGAUUAUGAGUGCUUGAGGUCCGAGCUGAGGAAGAUGGCACCACCCAAUGGUCGAGCUAUUUUGCUCUUUCGGGCGCGCUGUGGCUGCCCCAUCGCGAAGCUUGAAGGCUGGGGGACUAAGCGCGGGCGGCGGCAUAAGAAUGGGAAGCUAUGCAAGAAAGUUUCGGGGGCUCGGUUAGCAUACCUCAAGUAAUUUGUUUCUGGGCUCUGGCUACAUUGGGCAUUAACGGGGGAGGAGGCCAUCGCUGAUCAUCGAUGGCGACUUCAUUAUCGAGAAGACCUUCCAUAUAACUUACUUUCUCUUUCCAUCAUUUUACUUAUUUUUAGAUGCUCUUUCUGAAACAUAUGGAUUAUUAGAGCUUUCUUUUAUAAGAAUUCUAUAACAUAGUGAUAUUCAUUUUCAGAAACAGGCUUCCCCCAUCCCUGCAUUAGCCUGGGGAGACCCUCCCCCUCCCUCGCCCAUGGAAAUUGAAAUAUAUACCAAAACUUACUGCAAAUAAAACGAUAGACAAUGAUAAUUA
This is a messenger RNA of Cucurbita maxima (winter squash), 1303 nucleotides long. RefSeq lists its product as uncharacterized. Lineage: Eukaryota; Viridiplantae; Streptophyta; Magnoliopsida; Cucurbitales; Cucurbitaceae. Bases 295 to 975 code for a protein of 226 amino acids. The transcript is spliced from 3 exons. The record is from RefSeq and is a predicted model, not a curated record.